This is a messenger RNA of Tetrapisispora phaffii CBS 4417, 2349 nucleotides long. It is a transcript of the gene YME1, whose product is annotated as i-AAA protease YME1. The transcript has a single exon. Gene Ontology annotation, molecular function: ATP-dependent peptidase activity; ATP hydrolysis activity; ATP binding. Gene Ontology annotation, biological process: mitochondrion organization; protein quality control for misfolded or incompletely synthesized proteins. NCBI's taxonomy places the organism in Eukaryota, Fungi, Ascomycota, Saccharomycetes, Saccharomycetales, Saccharomycetaceae. Bases 1 to 2349 code for a protein of 782 amino acids. Gene Ontology annotation, cellular component: mitochondrial inner membrane. The record is from RefSeq and is a predicted model, not a curated record.
AUGUUAAGAGCUACCACUAUUGCUUCCAUGAGCAGGCUGCUUGCGUCCAGGAAUAUGCUGCGAUCAACACAAAUAAUUAGUCUGGCGAGCAGGAAAUCUUUGAAAUACUACUCUACUGACAAACCACCAAGCGGCAACGAUUCAAAAACUACUGCUAACGAAGGUGCCGCCACCCAGGGUGGAUCCUCUAAAAAACCUAUCACAAAUCAAUCUACUGGUAACAAGGAUACUUCUGCCAGUAACGAGAAAGUCGCAAAUGAUCCGGUGAAAAAAAAUAGUGUUAAAACUUUUGCUUCUGCAGCCGCCGCUGCUAUUUCAUCCACUGUGGAAGGAAUUAAAUCUUCAACAAAAAAAUCUGAAGCUAAGAAUUCACAAGGCCCGGUAUCCCAUGCUCUAUUGGCUAAACAGGAACAAGAGGCAAACAACGCCGUCACUAAUCCUGAUUCACAGGCAGUUUUCUACAAACUGUUGUUGCAGUCAAACUACCCGCAAUACGUCGUGUCUAGAUUCGAAACUCCAGGGAUAGCGUCAAACCAUGAAUGUAUGGAGCUAUAUAUGGAGGCUUUACAAAGGAUAGGUAGGCAUGCCGAGGCGGAUGCGGUCAGACAGUCACUUUUGACUGCCAGUUCAGCAGGUGCUGUCAAUCCAUCUCUAGCGUCUUCCGCGUCGUUGGGAAAUAACUCCACUAACAAUAACUACCACACUAACUUCCCUACCAUGUACAACCCAAUGUUUGGUUCAAAUAAGGCUCCUAUCCAUGUCGUAGUCACAGAGUCCACGUUCACUGUUAUUUCCAGAUGGGUAAGAUGGUUACUGGUAUUCGGUAUUUUAACAUACGGUGUUUCAGAGGGUUUCAGAUACAUCACAGAAAAUACUUCCCUGUUGAAGAAUAACGAUGUUGCUGAUAAGUCUGUCGAUGUUGCAAAGACAAACGUCACUUUCGAUGAUGUAAGAGGUUGCGAUGAAGCUCGUGCCGAAUUGGAAGAAAUUGUGGAUUUCCUUAAGGACCCUGCUAAAUACGAGUCCCUAGGUGGUAAACUACCAAGUGGUGUUUUAUUAACGGGUCCUCCAGGUACGGGUAAAACUUUACUAGCGAGGGCUACUGCUGGUGAAGCCGGCGUCGAUUUUUUCUUUAUGUCAGGUUCUGAAUUUGAUGAGGUUUACGUAGGGGUAGGUGCUAAGAGAAUCCGUGAUUUGUUUUCACAAGCUAGAGCCAAAGCCCCUGCCAUCAUAUUUAUUGAUGAAUUAGAUGCAAUUGGAGGUAAACGUAAUCCAAAAGAUCAAGCAUAUGCAAAGCAAACAUUAAACCAACUGUUGGUAGAAUUGGAUGGGUUUUCACAAACUUCAGGAAUCAUCAUUAUCGGUGCUACUAAUUUCCCAGAAUCCUUAGAUAAAGCCUUGACAAGACCAGGCAGAUUUGAUAAAGUUGUCAACGUCGAUUUACCAGAUGUCCGUGGCCGUGCAGAUAUUCUUGCACAUCAUUUGAAAAAAAUCACUCUUGCUCCUAAUGUUGACGCAACUGUCAUUGCUCGUGGUACUCCCGGUCUUUCAGGUGCUGAACUUGCUAAUCUAGUCAACCAAGCCGCUGUAUAUGCUUGUCAACAGAAUGCUAUUUCUGUCGAUAUGUCACAUUUAGAAUGGGCUAAAGAUAAAAUCUUAUUAGGUGCAGAAAGAAAAACUAUGGUUUUAACUGAAGCAUCAAGAAGAGCUACCGCAUAUCAUGAAGCUGGUCAUGCCAUCAUGGCUAUGUACACUCCUUCUGCCACACCUUUAUACAAAGCUACCAUUCUUCCAAGAGGUAGAGCCUUAGGUAUUACAUUCCAACUACCUGAAAUGGAUAAGGUUGAUAUCACUAAGAAAGAAUGUUUAUCACGUUUAGAUGUUUGCAUGGGUGGUAAAAUUGCCGAAGAACUAAUUUAUGGUAAAGAAAAUACAACCAGUGGUUGCGGUUCUGAUUUACAAAGCGCUACACAAACGGCGAGAGCCAUGGUCACCCAAUAUGGUAUGUCAGAAGAUGUAGGCCCUGUUAACCUAGCAGAUAAAUGGGAAACUUGGUCAGGCAAAAUUCGUGACAUUGCCGAUAAUGAGGUUGUCGAAAUGUUAAAGUUGUCUGAGGAUAGAACAAGGAAGUUACUAAAUAGUAAAAAAGUUGAAUUAGAGAGACUGGCCAAGGGUCUAAUCGAAUAUGAAACGUUAGAUGCAAAAGAGAUCGAAAAAGUCUGCAACGGUGAACCAAUCAAUAAACUAAGAACAGCAACUAAUACCAUUAUCGAAGGUCCCGAUAGUGAUGUAAGAAAAGAACGUGGAGAAACUGACAAGAAACCACUAACGGCAUUGAUUAAAGCAUAA